GCCCGAUGGGUCAAAUGGCCCCCGGUGGGGGAAGGAGGAGUUUCCUUUUGGCCUGAACUUGGCUGACCUCGGUAGCUUCCGCCCGGUGAGGGACACUCUGGCUAAAGUCUUGGAGGCUACUGCCUGAAGAUGACCUCUAGGGACCAGCGCAGCCCCAAGGGCCCCCCGAAAAGCACUUCGCCUCAUCCUGGGACGUCGAACUCUGAGAGCUCUCCUACGAUGAAUUAUCAGGGCAUUCUAAAUCGGCUCAAGCAGUUCCCCAGGUUUUCUCCUCAUUUUGCUGCAGAGUUGGAGAGCAUUUACUACUCGCUGCACAAGAUCCAGCAGGAUGUGGCGGAACAUCACAAGCAGAUAGGAAACUUCUUACAGAUUGUGGAGAGCUGCAGCCAACUCCAGGGUUUCCAGUCUGAGGAGGUCUCACCUGCUGAACCAGCCAGCCCUGGGACAGCCCGGCAAGCGGAGGACAAGAGCCUGCAGGAGUCGAGCUUUGAGGACAUCAUGACCACCAGGUCCUCCGACUGGCUCCGGCGGCCUUUGGGGGAGGACGAUCAGGCAGAGACCCAGCUGUUCUGGGACAAGGAGCCUUGGUUUUGGCACGACGCUCUGACCGAGCAACUCUGGCGGAUUUUUGCUGGCGUCCACGAUGAGAAGGCAAAGCCCAGAGACAGACAGCAGGCACCAGGCCUGGGGCAGGAAAGCAAGGCACCAGGAUCCUGUGACCCAGGAGCAGACCCAUGUCCCGAAGAUGCUUCCACCCCCAGGCCACCUGAGACCUCCUCCAGCCCCCCUGAGGGUUUCCAAGACAGGAACACAAGAUGGAGUAUGGUCCAGGGGCUCACAGGCAGGUCAGUUACCCCGAGGCCUCCCCUCCCAAGAUCCUGGGACCCUGAGGACUUUGCAGAUGCAUGGAAGAGGCCAGAUGCCUUGCCCGGGCAGUCUAAGAGACUUGCCAUCCCGUGCAAACUGGAGAAGAUGCGGAUUUUGGCACACGGGGAGCUCGUGCUCGCCACGGCCAUCAGCAGCUUCACGCGACACGUGUUCACCUGUGGCAGAAGAGGCAUCAAGGUGUGGAGCCUGACUGGCCAGGUGGCUGAGGACAGGUUCCCUGAGAGCCACCUGCCUGUACAGACCCCUGGGGCCUUCCUGCGCACCUGCCUGCUGUCCUCAAACAGCAGGAGCCUGUUCACCGGUGGCUACAACCUGGCCAGCGUGAGUGUGUGGGACCUGGCGGCGCCCUCCCUGCAUGUGAAGGAGCAGUUGCCCUGUGUGGGUCUCAACUGCCAGGCCCUGGACGCCAACCUGGAUGCCAACCUGGCUUUCGCCAGCUUCACCAAUGGUGUGGUCAGGAUUUGGGACCUGCGGGAUCAGAGUGUGGUCAGGGACCUCACGGGUUACCCUGAUGGAGUCAAGAGUUUCGUGGUCAAGGGCUACAACAUCUGGACUGGGGGUCCGGAUGCCUGUCUGCGGUGCUGGGACCAGAGGACCAUCAUGAAACCUCUGGAGUACCAAUUCAAGUCUCAGAUAAUGAGCCUGUCCCACAGCCCCCAGGAGGACUGGGUACUGCUGGGCAUGGCCAAUGGCCAGCAGUGGCUGCAGAGCACCAGCGGGAGCCAGCGGCACAUGGUGGGGCAGAAAGACAGCGUCAUCCUGAGCGUCAAGUUCUCCCCCUUUGGCCAGUGGUGGGCAAGCGUUGGAAUGGACGACUUCCUUGGCGUCUACAGCAUGCCGGCGGGGACAAAGGUGUUCCAGGUGCCUGAGACGUCCCCAAUGACGUGCUGUGACAUCUCUUCCAACAACCGCCUCAUCGUCACAGGCUCUGGGGAGCAUGCCUCUGUGUACCAGAUCACCUACUGAGGGGCCUCGCUGCUGUCAUCCGACUCCGGCUCCUCUUUUCAUCCCCCCUUUUUUUUUUUUUGCCCCCCAACUAGGGGGUCAUGGUGGAGGGAAGCAGGAAGGCUCUUUUAUGGCAUCCAUGAUCCAGUCUGUGGUGUACAGACUGGUCGCCGUCACGUGUAAUAAAGCACCCGGGAAAGGCAGAGUGGACGUGUCCUGUCCUCUGAAGGGAAAGAGGCCUUCCCAUCUUGUCCCUGCUCAACUUGUGGAAACCUGGAAGGACUUCAGCCUGGUGACUCUAAACCUUUUUUUUUUUUUUUUUUGGUGGGGGGCAGGGUCUCACUCUGUUAUGCAGGCUGGAGUGCAGUGGUGCCAUCACAACUCACUGCAGCCUCUCCAACUUCUGGGCUCAAGCCAUCCUCCUGCCUCAGACUCGUGAGUAGUUGAGACUAUAGAUGUACACCACCCCACUCGGCUAGUUUAAUUUUUUUGUAGAUGCUGGGUGUGGUGGCUCACACCUGUAAUUCCAGCACUUUGAGGUCGGGGGUUUGAGACCAUCACGGUGAAACCCCAUCUCUACUAAAAAUACAAAAAUGAGCUGGGCACGGUGGCACGUGCCUGUAAUCCCAGCUACUAAGGAGGCAGAGGCAGGAGAAUCGCUUGAACCCGGGAGGCAGAGGUUGCAGUGAGCCAAGAUCAUGCCACUGUACUCCAGCCUGGCAAUGGAGCAAGACUCUGUCUCAAAUUAAUAGAAAUGACAAAAUUUUGUGUAGAGAUGGGGUCUUGCUCUGUUGCCCAGGCUGGUCUCAAACUCCUGAUUUUACGUGAUCCUCCCACCUCGGCCUCCCAAAGUGCUGGGAUGACAGGCGUGAGCCACGGUGCCCGGCCCUCUGAGCCGUUUCCAUCCUCGUUCUCUGGGAAUCUAGUCACAGCCACAGACUUCCCUGCUGGGGUAGCAGAUUUCCACCUGUGCCGCCUGGAGCAGCUCCAGUGUCGUCCGAUGUUUCUGGUGUGAUUCCAGGAGCGGUGUGAGUGGUCCCGUCCUAGACAUGUCCCAUUUGACCAGUGAGCCUCCAGUAGGGUGAUUCUGCCCCCAGGGGACUCUAGGCGAUCUCUGGAGGCAUUUCUGGUUGUCAUGACUUGUGGGGUCCCCCGGCAUGGAGUGGGUGGGGGCAGGGACAAUACUCACCACUCUGCGGUGCCCAUGAUGGCCCCACCCCAGAGGAUGGUCCAGUCCCGAUGUCCACAGUGCUAAGGUCGAAACAAAUUUCCAAUAGCUUCACUGCUCGGCCGCCUUCCCACACAAACUAGGGCUCUGGAAACACCAUUUGCCCACCCUGCCUUUUCCAAGUUAGGAAGGGGCCCAGAUGUCAACAGGCCUAGGCUCCUUAACCCACAGAAUUAUCUCCUUUCCUGCAGUGUCUCCAGAAACGUCCACCAGGGCGUGCCUUCUGUUCUCAGCAGGAACCCUCCCAUCUCUUUCUAGAACGUUCCCAGCGGCAUCUACUCCGCCCAACCUAUGCUGCCUUAAAUUUUUUUCUAGAGAUGGAGUCUCACUAUUGCCCAGGCUGGUCUCAAACUCCUGGCUCAAGCAAUCCUCCCGCGUCAGCCUCCCAAAGUGUUCAGAUGACAGGUGUGAGCCCCGGCACCAGUCUUAACCCAUGCUGUGCAUGGUAGCCCACCUGAGCUUCCAGAAGACGGGUCUCAUCGCCUCCCACUCUCCCUGCUCCCCGCUGAAGCCUUGUCUGCAGGCCUCAUUCUCCAGAACCUAGCUGUCUUCUGGGUAACCACCAGGCCAAGCUCCCCUUGCCUCUGAGACGUUGCAUCCACCGUUCUCCUCUUUCCAGAACAGCCUUCUCAGUGCUCCAGGGGCUGUUUCUCAUCCCUUAGUGCUCAGUGUACCCCUCCCCUCCACUGGGCAGGGACGUUUGCUCAGCCCUUUGCUGUGCGCGGGGCUCUUAGAAAUCCUUGGAAUCUAGCCAGGUACAGUGGCUCAUGCCUGUAAUCCCAGCACUUUGGGAGGCCGAGGUGGGCGGAUCACCUGAGGUUAGGAGUUUGAGACCAGCCUGGCCAACAUGGUGAAACCCCAUCUCUACUACAAAUACAAAAAUUAGCCGGGCGUGGUGGCAGGUGCCUGUAGUCCCAGCUACUUGGGAGGCUGAGGCAGGAGAAUUGCUUGAACCCAGGAGGCAGAGGUUGCAGUGAGCUGAGAUUGCGCCACUGCACUCCAGCCUGGUGACAGAGCAAGACUCUGUCUUAAAAAAAGUUCCUCGGAAGUCUCACAGGAAGUUUGGCUACACUCUGAAUAGCUGUCUGCUCUGCCCUUUUUUCCCCCACUCCUUGUACUUAGGCUGAAUCUUGUGAUAAUUUUUUUUUUUUUUUAAGAUAGGGUCUUGGGACUGGGUGCAGUGGCUGACACCUGUAAUCCCAGAAGUUUGGGAGGCCGAGGCGGACGGAUCACUUGGUGUUAGGUGUUUGAGACCAGCCUGGCCAAUAUGGUAAAACCCCAUCUCUACUAAAAAUACAGAAAUUAGCUGGGCAUGGUGGUGUGUGCCUGUAAUCCUAGCUAUUCAGGAAGCUUAGACGGGAACGCUUGAGCCCGGUAGGCAGAGGUUGCAGUGAGCUGGAGAGCACCACUGCACUCCAGCCUGGGCGAGAGCAAGACCCCGUCUCAAAAAAGAGAAUGUUGGCCAGGUAGAGUGGCUCAUGCCUGUAAACCCAGCACUUUGGGAGGCCAACAUGAGCGGAUCACUUGAGUCCAGGAGUUUGAGACCAGCCUGGGCAACAUCGACCCCAUCUCUAAAAUAAGUUAACCAGGCAUGGUGGUGGUACGUGACUAUAGUCCCGGUUACUUGGGAGGCUGAGGCAGGAUUGCUUGAGCCCAGGAGGUUGAGGUGAGUUAGGACUGUGCCACAGCACUCUAGGCUGGGCAACAGAGCGAGACCCUGUCUUAAAUUCCAGGCCGGGUGCAGUGGCUCACGCCUGUAAUCCCAGCACUUUGGGAGGCCGAGGUGGGGGGAUCACCUGAGGUUAGGAGUUUGAGACCAGCCUGGCCAACACGGAGAAACCCUGUCUCUACUAAAAAUACAAAAAUUAGCUGGGUGUGGUGGUACUCCUGUAAUCCCAGCUACUUGGGAGGCUGAGGCAGAAGAAUCGCUUGAGCCCAGGAGGCGGAGGUUGCAGUGAGCUGAGCUCAUACCACUGUACUCCAGCCUGGGCGACAGAGUGAGACUGUCUCAAAAAAAAGUUUCUACCUAGAGGCCUGAGUGACUACCUGGAGUAGAGCCCUGUGCACCGUGUGGGUAUGAGCAAGGAAUAAAUGCGUUAACCCUGA
This is a messenger RNA of Symphalangus syndactylus (siamang), 5167 nucleotides long. RefSeq names its product TLE family member 6, subcortical maternal complex member (gene TLE6). Gene Ontology annotation, molecular function: protein binding; transcription corepressor activity. Gene Ontology annotation, biological process: negative regulation of canonical Wnt signaling pathway; regulation of DNA-templated transcription. The record is from RefSeq and is a predicted model, not a curated record. Gene Ontology annotation, cellular component: transcription regulator complex; nucleus. Lineage: Eukaryota; Metazoa; Chordata; Mammalia; Primates; Hylobatidae.